Ooceraea biroi (clonal raider ant) is the source of this 6653-nucleotide messenger RNA. It is a transcript of the gene Gbeta13F, whose product is annotated as guanine nucleotide-binding protein subunit beta-1. Gene Ontology annotation, biological process: signal transduction. The record is from RefSeq and is a predicted model, not a curated record. Lineage: Eukaryota; Metazoa; Arthropoda; Insecta; Hymenoptera; Formicidae. Gene Ontology annotation, molecular function: protein binding.
CGUCCUUCCUUGGGUGUGGUUCGAGAUCGUCGGGACCGUCUCUCGCGUCGCGUGCGGUGCGCGAGUGCCCGUCUCCGCGUGCCGUCACCUCAGCUCGCCCUGACGUCGGUGUGGCGUCGAUUCGACGCUUGUUUCUCCGCGUCCAUGACUAGCACGUUCGUCAAGUAGGAACGAACGAUCGGAGCGCGAAGAGUGCGAGUGGGUCAGUCAUUGGAGCAAGAGAGCGAGAGAGUUGAAUGUGCAGAAGGGUGUACGGAUGUUAAAGAGAGAAAGAGAAGAACAGAAGAGAGGAGGAGAAGGAUAGUGAGAGAGAGUGACGAGUGGGGCAAGUUGCUGUGCGACGACGUUCAUCGAUUCGUCUCGCGCUUCCACAGGCCGUGCGGACGCGGUAGAAAAAGCGAGGACCCGCGCCGACGAGCGAGGCGUGCGUGCGUGCGUGCUCCUUCGCUUCGUGCGUAAUUCUGACGCACCCUGUAAAACCUGUGAUCCGGGCAACCGUGAAUAUCAGCGAUAUCCGUGUAAGGUACCGUUCGGAAUCGCGAAGUGGAAGUGGAAUCGCAGGCAGAACCGGAGUUGCCGAAGAGCUCCGGACUUUAGUGAUCGGCUUACAGCGGCGCCGAGCCGAACGUUCUUCGAUCGUUUUUCAAGCGUUUUUCCGCCGUUAAGAAGAGCAGUUUUCCUUGCGCAAUUGGCGUGCAUCGACGGGCACAACCUGGCGGUGACGAGCGACGGGCUUGCACGUCCGCUUCGACCCGGUGGUGAUGGUGAUGGUGAUGGUGACGGUGACGGUGGUGAAUCUAGCACGAGCAGGAGAGGUUUUGCUGCCGCAGGCUCGAUGACGCUCCUCUGACAGCAGUGGCGGUGACGGUGGAACGAAGCGAGGGUGGCAACGGUCUCGUUAGGAAGUGUCGAAGCUGGCGCGUGGGGCGGCGAGGUCAGCUGUGGUCUGGCUCUGGUUCCGGUGGUAGCGGCGGAAGCGGAAGCCGCGGCAGCAGUACAGGCAGAAGGCGAGGAAGUGGGGCCGGGAGAGGCUGGUGGUAGCCGCGACUUUGUUUGGUGGAGGCGCGAUCUUCAUUAUCAUCCCCAUCUUCAUCUACCUCUUUCCCGUUCACUCAUCAACUUCUCCUUGCCUUACGGGGGCGGCAAGCUCGAGAGCGUCCGCCACCGGCCACCGGAGGAGUUGUCGACGGCGUGACACCGGUGAUUGGCCUUUCUCCUGCACGAGAGUAGGCGUCGCGGACACCCGCCAUCCGUUAUCAUUGUAGAAAUUACGUUCUGAACCUUCUCUGGCAAGAAGAGGGAGCUCGCUUCGCGCGUGCAACGUUCUAGUACUCCGGUCCCACUAACAAGCGCUCGUGAGCCUCGCUCAUCAUCAGCCAGACACCAUGAACGAGCUCGACAGCCUUCGUCAGGAGGCGGAGACGCUGAAGAAUUCCAUUCGAGAUGCCAGGAAAGCAGCAUGCGACACGACCUUGGCCCAGGCCACAUCGGGCAUGGAACCUAUCGGUCGCAUACAAAUGCGCACGAGACGUACGCUUCGCGGUCACUUAGCUAAGAUUUACGCGAUGCACUGGGGAAGCGAUUCCAGGAACCUAGUGUCUGCGUCGCAAGAUGGUAAACUGAUCGUUUGGGACAGUUACACCACCAAUAAGGUUCAUGCGAUCCCAUUACGGUCCUCGUGGGUAAUGACUUGUGCGUACGCGCCCUCGGGUAGUUACGUAGCGUGCGGCGGGCUGGACAAUAUCUGUUCCAUCUAUAGCCUUAAAACUAGGGAAGGGAACGUGCGCGUAAGCAGAGAGCUUCCAGGUCACACCGGCUACUUGUCCUGCUGUCGAUUCUAUGACGACAACCAAAUCGUCACCAGCUCCGGCGACAUGUCUUGUGCUCUGUGGGACAUCGAAACCGGCCAGCAGUGCACCUCGUUCAUCGGGCACACUGGCGAUGUAAUGUCCCUGUCGUUGGCGCCAGAUACGCGCACCUUCGUGUCCGGUGCGUGCGACGCCAGCGCAAAGUUAUGGGACAUUCGUGAGGGUUCCUGCAAACAGACCUUCCCGGGCCACGAGAGUGAUAUAAACGCUGUUACGUUCUUCCCGAAUGGAUACGCUUUCGCGACAGGCUCGGACGACGCGACCUGCAGACUUUUCGACAUUAGGGCGGACCAGGAACUCGCGAUGUACAGUCACGACAAUAUCAUUUGCGGUAUUACCAGCGUAGCUUUCAGCAAGAGCGGUAGAUUAUUGCUGGCAGGCUACGACGAUUUCAAUUGUAACGUCUGGGAUUCCAUGAAGACGGAGCGAGCUGGAAUCCUCGCUGGACACGACAAUCGCGUGUCUUGCCUCGGCGUUACGGAAGACGGUAUGGCGGUAGCGACAGGCUCCUGGGAUUCGUUCCUACGCAUUUGGAAUUAACUUGGGGCUCUUUCCAAGACGUUCCUUCAAAGAACCAAUUACAGGCAACCAGCUUACAGCAUAAGAAUCAAGUACCACCAUCUGACCACCGAGCAAGUCGGCGUGCCAGCGGCCACGACGCUGGCGAACAAACCGCCAGGUUCACCGGAGUUGACGCUGAUCAGAAACUUUGGAUACCCGAUUAGCAGUAGUAGCAACAGCAGCGGCAGCAGUAGCAGCAACAACAACAAUUAUGACCGGAGGAAGACCCAGGACAGCGGCGACAGCAACGGCGGCGAUUUCAAGAACGUUUUGGGUUGUGGUGGUAAAAAGGACUCCCGCGGCAAGCACGUCAUAGUCGAUUUGACGUGGCGACGCGGUAAAGUCGGCGACAAGGACCACGAAUAUCAACGCUUCUAGGAAAAAUCGGCUCGAGUUAGAUCAUACGUCAAGAUACGUCGCGGUAAAGGAGCACCUAGCGGGAUGCAAGAACGGAGAACCGACGAGAGCCGACAACUCUCUGCGGCAUUGGGCGCGCACUUUCUUUUUCUCCUCCCCUUUCUCAAGGACUUUCUUCUAUCGCGGACCUUUGAGAGGCACGUGCUGUUCUACGGCUCGAUAGUUCUUUUUCCUACGGGGAGGGGGCAUUCCCAGUCGAGGAUGCCGUUUGAAGUUUGAAGGACGAAUGACAAUCUCGCGCCGACGAUGGUCGAGAGAUUUCCAGCAUGAAGUCAAGCGUUCAAACGUUUACUGCCGAGGAGGCGCCGUUUAACGGUUGCUCCGGCGGUUGGUUACGAGUACUUUUCCCACGCACGCAUGACGCGAGAUUGGUAUCGCACAGGGACGCGCGACGCAAUCGUAACGCGUCGCGUCGCGUUGUAAUCCGGAAAUGGAGAAAUGGAGCAGCCGCGAGGUCACGACGCGACAUGAUAUCCCCCGCGAUGAUACGUUCGAGUCACAUGACGCACACUGAACGCACACGAUAGAGAUUCACGACGAGAAUCGCGCACACCUGCACACGAAGACGAGCAGGCGAAUAAGAUGGAGAAGAGGUGCGAAUACCAGCAAGCCUUGAGAGGCAUUCGAGUCGUGCACGCUCGUCACGCGAGCUUUGUCCUCGUACACGAGCACCGAGCGGAAAAACAUAGAGAAAAAGAUGAGAUGAUCACUUUUCUUACCACGAUAAUAAUACGCCGACUUCGCACCACUCUACUACUACUACUAUUACUACUACCAUCACGAUCCCCUCGAUUAAUUUCGUAGAUGUAUGGUUAUUUAUUUUGUAUAGACCUCUGCCAUAUAGGCCGCUCUGCGCCUACGUUUUUUGCGAGUGCAAGAGCAAUUGAGCAUGUGAGAAAGAAAGAGAGAAAGAGCGAGCGAACGAGGACUGCGAGAGCGUGAGAACGAGAGCGAGAGGCGCGCGGCCCAUUGCCAAUCAAAAAAAGAAAAAAAAAAACAAAAACGAGACACGACAUGCAUUAUCGUAAACGGAUGUUAAAGUUACACUGAGUCGCUCCUUCGUUAAAUAAUUUCUAAAUGCGAUGAUUCAUCGGGAUGUCUACAAGUCGCGCUCGCGCGGAAACUACAGGAAGACGAGGAGGAGCGACAGGCCCGGGGGAAGAACAGCAGGGACCGAGAGACGGGUUUUGUCUGCUUCUACGUUGCGAUAGAGCUACGAGCGCGUGAUGUGACGGACCAGUGUAAAGUGUCAAGUACAUUUAAUGUAAUGUGUAAUCGUUUAGUUCGUAGUGUCUAUAUCCUAACCUGUGCUCUAAACCUAACCAGACCCUAAACCUGGACCUAAUCUAACCUCCUCCCCAUCCCUUUUUCCAGUUUCCACUGAUUAUAUGGCAACGGCGAGAAGGAGAAGAAUCAAUCUCCGACUGUCGUCUCAGCGGAGUUCUGCAUCUCCUUCCACUGUCGAUUCAGCGCCAGCCAAUUCUCGUGCACGAGGCAGCAGGCUCUCGACCGAAAGAGUCGUGCUAAAAGUUCCUUUGAAAUAGGACCCAAAGAAUCAAGGGUUGAAGAAAAGGGCCGCGAGACUAAAACCCUCUUUCUCUCCCCCUCGUCAUUUUCUCAUUUGUUUCUCUUUUUUUUCUUUUUUAAGUAUCUUCUUUAUUCCUAUUGUGUUUUGUUUGUUACAGCCUCUUUCGUAAACUUGUAUUUGUACUUUUCUUGAUAGUACUUUUAAGCUCGCCCUAUGUCUCUCCUUUUUCCGCUUUCACCGCUUUCUCCUUUCCCCCCUUUUCCCACUAUCCCUCCUUCUCCUGCCUGUUCUAUCCUUUUUUUUGUCGGAAAUAGAUGUUGAAACUGUGUAUGCAUUUAAAUAAUAAUAUUAAUGAUAAUAAUUAUAAUAUUAAUAUUAACGAUGAUUGUAAUUUAUAAUUAUUAAUAUUUAAUAUAUAAGUACCUAAGAUCGAUGGUUCUUCAAUAUCGCAGGAUUAUGGUCCAAUCGCCUUCCGGCAACCACGCUCAUAGCCACUACAUCUUUUUUCUUUUUUUGAUUUUUAGAAUUUUGUACAUUCGAGCGAGAUGUAGUUAAUCGCGUGUUGCUUUUCAGAGGGAAACGGAACAUGUGAAUUCGAUAGGAAUCCCGUAAAUCUUCAUUUUAAUCGUAUGAACGAAAACGCAUAAUUUGUACAUACGAAAAAAAUCGUUGUGGCGUAUCAUGCUAGAAAUUAUGAAGAACAUGUCGAUUGCCAAGCUAGCUAAAGUCGGAGGGAGAAUGUUGGAAGAAAAAGGCGUGGAUUCCGGAAAGCGACUAUUGAAAAAUUUCUUUUUCCCAGCGGAACAAAGCAUGUAAUCUGGCUACGGAGCAAGCGAGCACUGGUGAGAUCUCCGAGAACCCUCGAGAGACAUUGCAAAUCUCAAACAUUUAACAUUUCGCAAAAUCGGUUUUGUGAAUCUUUUUACAUAAACGAACACACACACACACACACACACGUACACACACACACACAUAUAUAAAUAACUCUUCAACUAAUCUUGCUUAUACGUAAUGCUUUGUACUCGUUAGCUAUGAAACGGGCAAAGAUCUUUCUCCGUCUCGAAAGAGGAGAUCCUUGUUCCUUCGAUUCUUUGUAUUAUAAGGAUUCUUCCAAAGUUCGAUUCAGAAUCAUCAGAUGCGACGUUAAAAAGCGAGAAACAACACAGCGCGAUCAGAGCGACCGUUUUACUUCGUAACAGUGCCGAAUGCGAAGAGGAAUGAUCUUAGAACAGAGAAUCACGAAGGAAAGGGAGAUUUUAUUAAACAAAUUAAUGGAAACAGAUCUGUGCUUUUUGCAUUUCGCAAUUCCGUGGCUUCUCCGAGGGGGCUCUCUCUCUCUCCUUUUUGUACCUCGAAGCCUGGAGUGAUACGGUUUCUUAUCCUUGAUACGAACACGAAAAGGUAGUCACUAUCGACUAGUAAUGCAAAAUUGAAAAGUUAUUAAGCCUCUAGUCAUAUUAACGGCAUGCGCGCAAGAAAAAGAAAAGUAACAAGAAGACAAAACGCAAGUAAGACUUUGUAAACUUAUUUUUAAUAUCUCCUUGUUCGCGUGAACAAGAUUGCGGAAGCUAAAUUUAACUCCUUUCGUUUGUUUUUCUUUCUCAAAAAGAAUGGCACGUAUACACACGCGGUAGAUUGAUUGCGACGCAAGAGAAGAAACAUUAACGAGGUGAGAAGAGACAAUUCUAAUGAAAUCAGCCUUUUUCUUUCUUUUGAGCCUUUAAGAGUAUAAAGUGAAUAAAAGUACUUGGAAAAAGAAUCAAACGUGGCGUUUCCGUUAUUUUUUUACCGCUUCUUCGCUUUCUGUUCCCUCUCUCCGUGAAUGAUGUAUUUUUCUUAUGAUUUUGCUGCCCCAAUAUGUUCUUUGCUUUACAACUCCUCGCACGUCCGUAUAUCUUUUUUGUUCGCCGAAUACUCGUUAAACUACUGCGGCAAAUAUCGCCUUACCAAGGCGUAUGAUCAUACGGGAUCAUGGUGUUGGGUCCUAUUUCAAUUAUGGAAUAAAGUGCACAUUCAGCGUGCACGCACGUAGUUAACAAGAAAAAAGAAAAACAAGGGGGAAAGGAGGAAAGAAAGGGAAGAAGCGUGAAGAAAAUGUGCCGAGGACACUAUCGUGACUUGUUUUACGAUGGAUGACGACAAGCCGUCAGGAAUACUGCCUCUUUCAAGUUAUGCACAAAAAAAGAAUAAAAAUUACGAUAUAUAGUACGUGUAUUAUAAUACAUAAAAACACUCUAAAACAUAACGUGCGAAGCACUGUUAAAGUUUAAAAAAAAAAA